Molecule: messenger RNA, 2209 nt
Organism: Bursaphelenchus okinawaensis
Lineage: Eukaryota; Metazoa; Nematoda; Chromadorea; Rhabditida; Aphelenchoididae
Source: the annotation of a GenBank genome assembly
AUGGUAAGUUUUUGGAUGUUGUGUUGGGGAUGUUAGUACUAUAUUUUAGUACUAUGUCAGUGUAUCCAAUAUAGCACUAUAUACUGUUUUUUUACGCUUUAGUAUCAUUUUAUAACGGUUUAGCAUCAGUUCAUAAAGCUUUCGUACUAAAAAAGCAUUUAAAAAGUCUUGUCGCCAAAAUGCCUUGUUUCACAUAGUAAAAGACGACAAAACUUUUAAACCACCCCUUAAUGUCUAGUACAAACUUCAACUUUCAAAAAGUUAAAAAAGAUAUUGAAAAAACCUACUGUAACCUCAAUUCCAGCUCUCCAGCAUCAUCAACACAUUGACAAUGUCAGAAACCAUCCCAAAAACCCAAAAAGCUGCCUGCUACGACAAGGUUCUAGCCCCAAUCACGAUCCGCGAAAUCCCAGUACCGGAGCCAGGAGCUGACGAUGUGUUGGUGAAAGUGCUGUACACUGGUGUCUGCCAUUCCGAUUUGAGUAUCUGGAAAGGCACCUUUGAUGGCCCUCAAAAGUUCCCUUGCGUUGGUGGUCAUGAAGGCGCGGGAGUUGUGGUCAAGUUGGGCUCGAAUGCUACACAUUUGAAGCUGGGGGAUAAGGUUGGGAUUAAGGUAAGGAAACUUAAGAUGUUUUGUUGAGUUUAUAAUGUCUGUUGAAUAGUCUGGAAUUCUGUUUUUAAUGAUAUUAGCUAUAAAAAGUCGAAAAUUUUCAAAAAAUUUCAAUUUUUUUUAGUUUUUCUAAAUUUUUUUAAAAUUAAUAUAACUCUGCCACUUUUAAUAUUACAAAGAUGAAACUUUAGAUAUAGAUACUACUCUUUAUGCUUUACAAAAUAUAUUUUUUGAACUUUUAAAAUUUAUUUUUAAUCGUUGUUUUUCUUUCUUUUUGUUAAUUUUAGUGGAAGGAAAAGGGGUACGGUAAAACUACUGUAACUUUUUUAGUAUUUUAAAAUUUAAAAUUUUGGUUUUUGAGAUAGUUGAAUAAUUAUAUUGUCUAUGAUUUCAGAAAAUGUCAAGUUUCUAUCUAUUUUUUGGUCAAAGUUACAAUGAAAAUGAAGUUUCAAGAGCUGUCUUAGGGUCAAAAACGUGUCUUUUUUGCAGUUUAAAUUUGAUUAAAAGUUCAAAAACGACACGACUUUUUGAUAAUCUUACGUUUUUUGAGUUUGAGCAGAUUAAAGAAUUUUUUUUUGUUCUAAAAAAAUUUAAAAAACCUCAAAAAUUACCCUAAAAAAUCAAUAUUACAGUGGAUCAACGCCACUUGUAUGAACUGUGAGAUGUGUCGUCGCGGCUACGAGCCCAAUUGUCCAGAUGCUAUCAAUUCAGGUUUCUCAAGGCAUGGCUCCUUCCAACAAUAUGCCAUUAUUCGUGAAACUGAAGCCAUCAAGAUCCCGGAUGGCUUGGGUUUGGCCGAAGCCGCUCCAAUCUUGUGUGCUGGACUGACUGUGUACAAGGCGUUGCUGGUGUCUGGAGCUAUUGCUGGUGAUACAGUUGCGAUUACUGGUGCUGGCGGUGGAUUGGGAAGCUUGUGUAUUCAGUAUGCCAAGGCUAUGGGUUUUCAGGUAAAAGUUUUGAAGUUUUGGGGGUGGGAAAAGUCUUGUCGUCGAGUUGUGUGGGGUCAGGUGGGUAAAAACGACAAGACUUUUUUGAGGGUUUAACAUCACUUUAAAUUAGAAAAAAAAAUGAAAAUUUUAUCUUUUUGAAAUUUAAAAAUUUUUAAAAAAAAUUUUAUUUUUGAUUUUUUUAAAAAUUCUAUAUCUCCAGGUCCUAGCCAUCGAAUCCAAAGAGAAAGAAUCCUUCUGCCGUUCCUUAGGCGCCGACUACUUUAUCUGUCCCUUCACCUCAACAGACAUCGUAGCCGAUAUUCAAAAGCUAACAAACGGCGGACCUCACGCUGUUCUCAACGUGACCAACGCCGUUCCAGCUAUUCAAAAGUCGACCGAUUACGUUCGUACUCGUGGUACUGUGGUCUUAGUGUCGCUACCUCCUGGAGAACUGAAUCUGAACAUUAUUUCCACCGUAUUCCGAACGAUUGACAUUCGAUCGACGUAUGUUGGCAACAGAGUUGACACCGUAAGAGCGUUGGACUUUGUGGCCAAAGGGCAUGUUAAAGUGCCGAUUGAGAUUCGACCCUUCGACAAGCUGAACGACACUUUUGAGGAACUGAAGAGCGGAACACUGAAGGGACGUGUUGUGUUGGACUUGUGGAAGUGA